This is a messenger RNA of Sesamum indicum (sesame), 2435 nucleotides long. RefSeq names its product cytochrome P450 87A3. Gene Ontology annotation, molecular function: monooxygenase activity; oxidoreductase activity, acting on paired donors, with incorporation or reduction of molecular oxygen; heme binding. Lineage: Eukaryota; Viridiplantae; Streptophyta; Magnoliopsida; Lamiales; Pedaliaceae. Gene Ontology annotation, biological process: multicellular organism development; brassinosteroid homeostasis; brassinosteroid biosynthetic process. The record is from RefSeq and is a predicted model, not a curated record.
AUAAGGGGGUGCUGUAGACAAAAUUAUUCUUACUAUUCUAUUUGUCAAUUAGAAUAUUAUGUACAGCUUUUUGAGCAACCAACUUCAGAAAAACAAAGUAAGCCAACUUUAAAACUAUUAUUUUAACUAGUUGCAGAUUCUUGCCUGCCUAUUUAAGCAGUUCUCCCCGUGGACAUCAGAUACAUACCAGCAAUUUCUAUUCAGCCUUGUCUCCUCCUUCCCCAUAUUCCACCUUAACUCCCAUUUCUUGAAAAGAAAAGAGGCUUAUACAGUUCUCUUCUCCUGCAUAUUGGCAUUUCUACAACCAUUAUUUUCAGGAAUACUGUGUACAUUUUGUAUUUUUCCACUAACAAUGUUUCCAGCAGCUUUCUACAUUGGAGCCUUAUUGAUUAUCGCCAUUACCAACUGGCUUUACCAUUGGAGGAAUCCCAGGUGCAAUGGAGUCCUCCCACCUGGUUCAAUGGGCUGGCCACUAAUUGGAGAGACUCUUCAGUUCUUUGCUCCUAACACCUCUUCUGAUAUUCCUCCUUUUGUAAAGCAGAGGAUGCAAAGAUAUGGCCCUGUAUUCAAGACUAGUUUGGUAGGACGACCGGUAAUAGUAUCCACAGAUGCAGAUCUUAAUUAUUUCAUUUUUCAACAAGAGGGACAAUUGUUUCAGAGCUGGUAUCCAGAUACCUUCACUGAAAUAUUUGGGAGGCAAAAUGUAGGUUCUUUGCAUGGGUUCAUGUACAAGUACCUUAAGAACAUGGUGCUGAAUCUCUUCGGCCCAGAAAGCCUUAAAAAGAUGCUUCCAGAGGUUGAACAGGCAUCAAACAGGAACUUGGAAAAGUGGACAAGCCAGAGUAUUGUUGAAGUGAAAGAAGCAACCGCAAAGAUGAUAUUUGAACUGACUGCAAAAAAACUAAUCAGUUAUGAUUCAGAAAAAUCCACCGAGAAUCUUAGAGAAAACUUUGUAGCCUUUAUACAGGGAUUAAUCUCCUUUCCUGUGGAUAUUCCUGGAACAGCUUACCACAAAUGCUUACAGGGGAGAAAGAAGGCAAUGAAGAUGCUGAAAAACAUGCUUCAAGAAAGACGAGAAAGGCCUAGAAAAGUACGAACUGAUUUCUUUGAUUAUGUCUUGGAAGAACUUCAAAGGGAGGAUACACUUCUCACAGAGGCAAUUGCUCUCGAUUUGAUGUUUGUGCUACUCUUUGCCAGUUUUGAAACGACCUCCCUUGCACUCACAUUAGCAACUAAAUUUCUUGUAGAACAUCCAUUGGUUUUGAAAGAACUGACGGAAGAACACGAGGCAAUUAUUAAAAGGAGGGAAAAUCCAGAUUCUGGACUAACAUGGAGUGAGUACAAAUCAAUGAGAUUCACAUUUCAGUUCAUCAACGAAACAGUGAGACUAGCAAAUAUAGUACCUGGAAUUUUCAGAAAAGCAAUGAGAGAAACCAAAUUUAAAGGGUAUACCAUUCCAGCAGGUUGGGCAAUCAUGGUAUGUCCUCCAGCUGUGCACUUAGACCCCAAGAAAUAUAGAGAUCCCCUCAACUUCAAUCCAUGGAGAUGGGAGGGAAUAGACACAAAUGGUGCAUCAAGAAACUUUAUGGCCUUUGGGGGUGGUAUGAGGUUUUGUGUUGGAACAGAUUUCACAAAGGUGCAAAUGGCUGUAUUUCUCCACUGCUUGGUAACCAAGUACAAGUGGAAAGCAAUCAAAGGAGGAGAUAUUCUUCGAACUCCUGGUCUACAAUUUCCAAAUGGAUUUCACGUUCAUGUCACUGAAAAAGAUAAAUGAGCAGGGGUUUCAAAUAAAGAUGAUAAGCAGGCAAGUCAUUUGGAUGGCUAAAAGCAUCAAACCAGGCUCCACCUUCCCAAAUGCAGCACCGGUGUACUCAUAAUGCCCACAAAGUCAAGAAUCAACUAAGGAAUCACAGAGGAACAUAAAAGGACCUCUGUCUUUAGAUUAAGCAAUGUGAGGAAAUUUUGCUCUCGAAGAACAAAAUUUUGGUUCAUAUACGUUAUCCAAAGUAGAAAGCAGUAGGUCUAGAAAACAGAGAAAGAAAACCAAAUUCACCCAGAAUAUACAAUACACAUUGUCAGACUAACUAUCAGAUGUUAAUAUAUAAAAUUUAAUCAUUACUCUUUUUGCAUCUGUGUUUAAUUCAUGAGAAUUUUAUUUUAUGUCAUCAACAUUCUACCAUAUGUUCCCCUUACGGUGGUCUCAGGGGAAGGGUGAAAGGUUUUUACACUAGAGGGAUAAACAAAGAAGAAUUAUGAUAGUGACGUUAAUGAGAUAGGUGUUUCAAACUAGAAAAUAGGGCACAAAUUCAGCCAGGGGUGUUUAAUUUUUUUCUUUUCUUUGACUUUGAUGUCUAGAACUAUUGUUCUCUCUUCUGCUGAAUGGAAUCUGUUGUAACAUACCUGAGCUCUUGAGUUGUAUGUUUGUGUUUUCCCUU